Molecule: messenger RNA, 1984 nt
Organism: Zeugodacus cucurbitae (melon fly)
Lineage: Eukaryota; Metazoa; Arthropoda; Insecta; Diptera; Tephritidae
Gene: mdu
Exons: 4
Coding region: 240-1487 (415 amino acids)
Source: RefSeq, a predicted model, not a curated record
GAGAGCACUUUUGGCGUGUAAAGUUGGAAGUGGAAGAAUUGGUUGGUUUCUCAACGAAUUCGAAUUUAGUUUGUUGCCAACUUUCGUUCCGAUCUAUAGUUAGUGUCGCUAUAAAUUCGUAUUCGUAUUCGAUUUGUAUGAUGGAAUUUGAAUAAUUUUCAAAACGAACGAUUUGAAUUCGGAAUAUAAAAAAUAUUUUUUAUACAUUCGUUUUUAUCAUUAAUAAAUAGAUAACUAGCAUGGGUCAAAUCAAAAGUGAGAAAUUAGAUCCGUUGAUCCGCAUUCAAGAGGAAAUAAAAGAAGUUGUACGUCGCGAAGAGGAACAUCGCCAGCUUAUCUCCGGGAGUUCCCUCAUAUCAACAGACGAAUACGAAAUACACAAUGACAUCGCAAAUAGCAAUAACAGUCAUAAUGACAAUGAUAGUUCCAAUAGCCUUUCAAUUAGUCCCUUACCACAUUCGUCAUUGAAUAGUGGCGAAGAUGCGCUAAAAAUAGAAUGCGUGUCAAAUAUUAAAAACAACAUUGACACUAAGGAAUGUAUGGAUGAAGACUCAGGAAUAUCAGCAUCGCCAAGUCCAAUAAAUGGCGUCUCAGCAUCUCCUCUUUACAUAGAACCGAUAAAGCCUUCAAAAGAACAGCGCUAUAUUGGUCCAAAUUGCUAUAUAAUUACACCAGAACCACCCCGUCAGAUGAUGAUCGCGAGCACGGUUCCGGCUACUCCUCCUGUCCUUAACCGGCAACGUCUCUUUGCUUUUAAUCCAGCAAAUAAAGGGGUGAUGCAGCGUUUCAUAGCUUCACGAGGAAAAUUACAACUAAGCAACAAUAAUAUAUCAGCAAAUCAAAUUGUAUUAAAUACCAAAACAGCAAGUGCUUUGCUUAGCAAAAAUAUAUCCACAUCACCUAUCAUAUCACCAACUGUUGUGUCAAGUGCUUUGCAACCAACACUGAAGCCUGAAGCCUUAACUUCUUCUAUAGCCAUACCAACUGUCACUAUGACCCCACCACAUAUCGAAAGGGAUGCAGAAGGCAGAGUAAUUCGUCGAGGGUAUGUACCAGCUGAGGUUAAGAUUCAGAAAGAAAUAAAGGACUUGCAGGCUCGUGAGCAUGAACUGAAAAAACGUAACAAAUUUCGGCAAUCCACAUCAGAUUUACUUGAGUCAAUUGAAAACGACAUUGUAGAAACAGAUGACGAAGAUUCUGAAGUAGAACAUUGCCUUGGGCCUAGGCAACUCCGUUCGGCAAAGUCUGUCAGUGAAAUUUGUUACUCUACAUCAUUAAAUAAUAGCAUGUCACCCAGAGCAACUCCUAGUCCGGAUUUUGAUGUAAAAAAAAAUGGGUCCUGCACAAUGCGCCCCGCCAUGUCAUUGGCUCAGCUGUGUGAUCUGCCUCCUGAGGAAGCACCAUCUUCGCACCGUCUCAUAGUGGAAUGGGAAAACCGUAUACAAAUGAAUGCUGCACGCAAUAUCGCUCUGGCAACUGAAGACUAAAUUCUAAUAAAUUAGAAAAAACACUAAUGCUGUUUAAUGCGCCGGCAAACAAGCCAAAUGUAAACAUUUUUAACUAUGCCGGUAAUAAUUAUGUACAUACAAGCUUUUGAAUAAACAAAAUUCACAAGUACCAAACGCAGUAACAUAUCUGGAAUUUGUUACAAUAUCAUUGUGGAAAAGUAUUAUAUGUAUGUACAUUGUAUGUAUAUGUAACAAGUAUUUUAUAAUUAAUUUUUAGACAUUAAAAACGAGUAUUCCACGACGCGUAAGUUAAGCUCGAAAUCACUACAUGUUGACGACGGCUAAAUAUUUUUAAACCUUUAUUGUAUUUAUGUAUUUAUCGUUAUUACAAUCGAAACGGAUGUUAUGAAAAAUAACAUGUUAAUGAUCGAAAAAUCAAAAUAUAUUUAUUGCAUUUAAGUGAACAUACAUUUAGAUAUAGGGUAUCAAUCGCUAACUUAUAAAAUUUGAUUUCAAUAAAACUAUGAAUAAUGAAA